AUGGCUUCUGAGCAAUUCAACCAACCGCAACAUGGAACGGUUCCAGCUGGUCAGUAUUAUGUGCCGCAACCUGGGCUGCCUCCAGCUGGUCAAGUUAUUGCGCAGCAGACACCGGUAUAUCCUUGGACUGACCCAUCGCAUGCACAGAUUCCUGGCAGUACAAUGCCACAAAUGAUUGCACCUGCUGCUCAACAACUGGCGAUCUGUAGAGUGGAAGUGACGAUGGCCGAACCGACAGCCGUGGUCACUGUGGCGGGUAGCAGAGGACCAAAAUGCAGAGUAAUUGCCACAGGUCAGCAGCGAAUGCGAGGGCUGCAGCAGAGUGGAAUGCAGCCGAUGCAUGUUGGAACGCAGCCGGCGCUUCCUGGAAGGCAACAAGUUAAACCUGGAGAAGCAGCAAAAAGCGAAUGGACAAAACAAAUGAAAGGUGUAGCACAGGCCACUGAAAGAACGCUGAUGCAUGUCAGGUUACCAGUUAAAGAAGGUCAGCCACCGGAACGAAAGAGCAAAAGACUGUGGCCGCGAGUUAGAAAACAUCGUGCCGAAUAUUAUACCAUCAUAUUUCAGAGUAAACGAAUUGAAAGGCUGUUUAAGCACGGUUUGGAGCAAGAGGAAAAGGAAAAAGCUGAGGCGAGUUCAAUGCGCUUAGGAGCACUGAGUUUGGAUGAUGCGCCGCCACAUAUAGAAAAGCUGCCGGAUAAAGUGCUGAUUCCCAUUCUCCAGUUGAUUGGCUUGCUUCCGAAUAAAAAGCCAAACCUCAGUCUUUACAACAUGUUUCGGAUGAAGCUUGUCAGCAAGCGAUUUUACGGCCUGAUAGAAAACAACGCCGAUAAAUUGCCGCACUAUAAAAUCAAAGGUAUUCGGAUCCGGGUAUGUUUUUUGGGUUAUUUACAUUCAGUUUUUAAAAAGUGCGGAAAGACAUCACUAAUGAAAAUGCAACGAGAACCAUCAAGGAUGAGGCUGUAUUUCCAUACUAAUGAAAGCAGUGACUGGUGCUAA
Molecule: messenger RNA, 999 nt
Organism: Gongylonema pulchrum
Lineage: Eukaryota; Metazoa; Nematoda; Chromadorea; Rhabditida; Gongylonematidae
Source: the annotation of a GenBank genome assembly